AUGGAAGAGAAAAUUUUUCUUGGUGAAAAUGAGGAGAAGAAAGAGCGGCAGGGAUUGAGCGAUAAAUGGAAGUUGGUGAAUGUUGUGCUGCUUGGGUUUGCCUUUAUGCUACUGUUUACUGCGUUUUUGACGACUUCGAUGAUCGGGAAAUAUGUGACGGACUCGUUGAAGACGGAGAUUUUGGAGGAACUGGAUGAGAAUGAUGAGGACUUCUUGCAUUUCAACGAUACUUACUGGCUAACCUACCAUUCUGAAGAAAAUUCGAUGAAUGAAACGUACAGUAUGAUACAAAAUGAAUAUGCUGACGGCUUGCUUGGCGAUGGAUACAUUUCAUUGUCGAUCGUCUAUGUCUCCUUCGCCCUAACGAAUUUUAUCGCUCCUGGAGUUGUUGGCAUACUUGGGCAUAAAACAACAAUGUUCAUUGCGGCACUGACCUACUUGCUUUAUAUUUUGGUCUUUUUGAACCCGACUCCGCUUUUUCUCUAUUCCGUCUCAGUCUUGAACGGAGCUGGAGGAGCACUGUUGUGGACUGCUGAAGGUGAUUUUCUCCAUCAUCAGUCUGGGACCGAGCGACUGAUGUCCAGAAAUACGGGGAUAUUCUCUUCAUUCUUUCUCUGCAGCAUGAUCAAUGGCAAUAUUUAUAUCAUGUUCGCUUGGCAAGGGGAGAAAUAUGUAAGCUCGGAAAUGAGAACUACGAUCUUCACGAUUUUCGCUGUGCUAGCUUCAACUGGCUGCGUUUUGCUCUUGUUUCUGAGGGGGAGAUGCUGCGGCCCGGAGAAAAUUGAAGACAAAGAAGAAAAAACACCAUUCAGCGAAAAAUUUCUCGAGUUCAUCAGAACCAUCAAAAAGACCUUCAAGCUUUUGCUCACCAAAAAUAUGGCUUUAUUCGCACCCUACAUUAUCUAUUCCGGCUUUUACUUUGGCUUUCUCAGUGGCGUUUACCCGACCGUCGUCGGGAAUUCCAAAAAUCUCGAAGAUUCUAGCGCGCAAGUUGGCUACACUGGAUUGUUGACUGGAAUCGGAGGGCUGGUUUCUAGCGCUGUUUUUGUCUUUGGAUCGAAGUUUUUUGACAAAUUUAAUCGAUCAAGCAUCGCUAUAACCUUUUUGUUGUUGCACUUGGUUUCGUACAUUCUGACUUCUGUCAAUUUUCCUCACGAUUCCAAUUUUACAUCGACAGAAGAUCUGCCCGAUUGGAAUAUUUUUGGAUCAACGAAUCUAAAUGUUGCGAUUCUCAUCGCUUUUCUGAUGGGAUUUGGCGAUGGUGGGUUGAAGAAUGUGCUCUUCUCUUCUGUAACUGAAGGUUUUUCGACCGAGACGACCUCUGCUUUUGCGCUCAAACAGUUCAUGGAUGCUCUUUCAAGUGCAGUCUGUUUCUUCAUUAGCAAUUCGAUAAACCUACUAACCUUACUGCUUAUUCUAGCCGUGCUAAAUAUUCUCACUGAUUUUGCAAAAGUCGCAAGCGUUGGUUCACGAGGAAAAUGUUUCCAGUGCAACAGGCUUCCUCAAUCGCUUGCCAAAAUCAACGGACAUUAUUAUUGCCGAUCAUGUGCUGAAGAAAAAAAGACAUCCAAUUCUUACAACCGCAAUGGCGGUUAUUACAAUCAGUCAACUGGAUAUUAUCAGCCGCCAAAGUUCGAACCAUCUGAUGCGAAAUUCAAAUGUCCUGUGGGAGCAUGCACAACUGAUCAACUUUCGUUUGGUGAAUAUUUCGUUGGAGCAUGCUGUGAAAAAGCAAACGACUGGAAGUGGAAGGAUCAUAAUUACGAGACUCUCUCGAUUGUCAGCAAAGAAUACGAAACUGCCCGAGAAGAAGAAGGUUCUGCUGAAAAAGUCGCAGAAGAUGCCGAUAAAGCCCUCGAAGAUGCGAAAAAGAAGUCGAAAGAGGCUCAUGAAGCUCUUGAUCAGAAGAAAAUUUGGCGCAAGAAGGUUCAAAAACGUCACUUGUUUCUUUCAACUGAGGCGAUGAAGGAAGAUAAUGACGAAUUAGAAGACAUGGUUGUUGUUAAGCAGGCUAAAUUGGAUGACAAGCUCAAAUGCAAGGUGUGCCUCGAAAACUACGACAACAAUCAUCCCCAAGUCAUCCUCAUUACAUGUGGCCAUCACUUUUGCUCACCUUGCAUCGCUGCUCUUCAACAGAAAAACUGCCCGACCUGCCGAACUCGAUUCACUCCUGCCAAGAUCCUCAAGGUCUUCGACUAA
Oikopleura dioica is the source of this 2199-nucleotide messenger RNA. The record is from the annotation of a GenBank genome assembly. Lineage: Eukaryota; Metazoa; Chordata; Appendicularia; Copelata; Oikopleuridae.